Messenger RNA from Echinops telfairi (small Madagascar hedgehog), 621 nucleotides. RefSeq lists its product as uncharacterized. The record is from RefSeq and is a predicted model, not a curated record. Bases 1 to 621 code for a protein of 206 amino acids. The transcript is spliced from 8 exons. NCBI's taxonomy places the organism in Eukaryota, Metazoa, Chordata, Mammalia, Afrosoricida, Tenrecidae.
AUGAAUGUCAAGCUUACGAAAAAGGAGCUUGAUCAGCUAAAGGAAUCUCUGAGUAAUGCCUAUGAGAAAGUUGAUAUGAAAAAAUUGAUGGAUAAAGUAGAAGCUAUUACAGGCAAGGAGGUUGAUGUUGAUGACAUAGAAACAUUUCUAGGUGACAUGGGGAUAGAACUCACAAAUAAAGAGUUCUCAAAACUGAUGAGUAAUCUUCCAAUCGAUGAUGGAAAGGUCUAUCAGCAAAGGUUGAUGGAUGGCAUGAAGUUUCUUAAUGGGGGGAUGAUUGAUGCCAGUAAAAUUAGUGCACUUUUAAGAAUCAUGGGCACAUACCUCACUGAACAGGAGCUAAAAGAUCUGACACAAAACCUGCCAGUUGAUGUUAAUGGUAAGGUUGAUCUGAAAAAGGUGCUGAAUAGAGCAAAGGCUUUUACAGGACAGAAAGUUGAUAUUAAUAAACUUGACAAUAUUUUGGGAAACUUGGAGAUUGAACUCACACCUAGUGAACGCAUGAACUUGCUGAAGACACUGCCAGUUAAUGAAAAGUCAUUGCAAUAUGAACGCCCACCAGCAGCAUUUGAAAACCUUCUUUUGCCAGUACAGAGCCAGGGGAGGGAAUCUCAUUGUUGA